AUGACAUCCGAACAAAUCAUCAGUACCCUACGCGCACUGAAUAUCAACAUCCCCGGAACGAUACCCCGAAAAGCGCUCAAGAAAUGUCUCCGCCUCGCGCUCGACGUCUGCCAGUACGGAGUCCGCUUCGCCCCCGUCCUCGAUCUCAACGCACUCCCCGAGUGGCCUCAACCUUCACAUGACGACAUUCACGCCCGGCAGAACUGUCGAGCGCGGCCCCCCAGAGGACUGCAAGAAGCUGUACGACAAUGGGAACCGGUACGCGCCCGCGUCCCGGAGAUGUCAGACACGCACCCGUUCACGAGCCUGCGCAUGGCCAUUCUGGACCUCGUGAAGCUGACCGAGUGCGGCUCACCCUGGGCCGUGCUCGACCCGGGCCACGCGGUGAUCAACAUCCGGGUCGUCUCUGUGCGGAAGGUGCACGAACGCAUGCCCGUGUUCGUUGUGCUCUACCGUGCCUUCGACUUGGCGAACACGAGCGACGCCGAGGCCGAGAUAUGCGUCCACUGGGCGACUGCCCAAGGAGAGGCACGCUACCAGUGGGCCCCACCACUGCCGCCGUUCGGAACCGGAGAUUCGGGGAACCACUUCACGAUCGACCCGCUCGCCGGGAGGCUCAUCGUGAAGCUGCUCCGCAUGAACGAGGCCGUCGUGCCGCCCAACUUCCAGGUCUGGCGUCAGCCUGGGGAGGAAAUCUUCAAAGCCUCGGUGCUGUUUCCGGUAGGGGAAUUCACGCAGGUGGAUUUUCUGGUGCAGACCCGGCUCCGAAUAUUCUUCUGCGCGAUGUGCGGGCAGUCUCCGGUCAAGGAGUGCACGCAGUGCUUCUCGAUCGCGUACUGUGGCAAAGCAUGUCAGCGCGCGCACUGGUCUGCGCACAAAGAAGUGUGUGUAUUUCGCGCUGGCGACCACUGGCGACCUGUCCGCGCAGACUCUCUCUCCAUCGAGGCAUCACGAUUCAACGAUCCACCACCCGCCCCAAACGCGCGAGAUUCCGUCAUGCUCCCCGACGUGGCCUGCGCGGACCGUCUUGAAGGGCGAGCCCCAAACGCGCGCAAGGAGAAACGGUUUCUCGUGCAGAUAUCGCUGCCACCGGGUGCGGUUUCUGGGACCGCGGCGGCUUACGAGGAGAUAUCCUUGUUUGAUUGCAGCCGCGGUCUCUCGCUCGCUAUUUCUCGCAGCCAUAACCACCAGCUUUUUGAGGAGCUGAAGGCAGAAGUAUUGGGGCCACGCGGGAGCCUCGACGGCGGGAUAUAUCGCUGGGCGGAGAGAACAGGACUGUGGACGUACAGCUUGUGUAUAGACCGCAUGCCCCCAUCAGUCCAAACACGCUGUUGA
Epithele typhae is the source of this 1335-nucleotide messenger RNA. RefSeq lists its product as uncharacterized. The record is from RefSeq and is a predicted model, not a curated record. Lineage: Eukaryota; Fungi; Basidiomycota; Agaricomycetes; Polyporales; Epitheliaceae. The transcript is spliced from 4 exons. Bases 1 to 1335 code for a protein of 444 amino acids.